Chaetomium globosum CBS 148.51 is the source of this 2286-nucleotide messenger RNA. RefSeq lists its product as uncharacterized. Gene Ontology annotation, biological process: transmembrane transport. Gene Ontology annotation, molecular function: sulfate transmembrane transporter activity. The coding region runs from base 1 to 2286 and encodes 761 amino acids. The record is from RefSeq and is a predicted model, not a curated record. Gene Ontology annotation, cellular component: membrane. The transcript is spliced from 3 exons. NCBI's taxonomy places the organism in Eukaryota, Fungi, Ascomycota, Sordariomycetes, Sordariales, Chaetomiaceae.
AUGUCUUCCCAACCGAACUCCCCACGCCCUGGACAAGACCAUACACCCGCACACCCCAGCGGUCUUCGCCAGACCUACACCGCUUCCUCAUCCAGCUCUGUCAGCGACACCGCGGGCCAGGCCUCUUCCACACGACGCGAUGCGGGUCCCUCGAACCGGCAUGGGGCGGGGCCGAGCCGGCAGCAUGCGACAGAAUCGACGUCUCUCCUUGGCGCCACACUGGACUUCCGGGAAGAAGCACACGAAGGGCCUUGCAACCAUGGCACCUUCUCGCCACGGCCGGCAAGUCCUUCGGGGAGUCUUCCGGGCGACUGGCUUAGCCCUUCCGAAUCCGAGACGGAGGCCUCGGUGCCCGGUAUCGACGGCACAGUUUCGGAGGGCUCGAGACGUAGGAGCUGGAAAAGGCGAUGGGCGUCCAAAAUGAGGAGCAAGAAGAUGAGCACGUCGAGUGCGCUGGCCGAGCAACAUGGCGUGAAGGACUCUGCCCUGAUGUACCUCUCAUACUACCUCCCCGUCAUGGUCUGGGCCAAGGAAUACAACUGGUCCUAUUUCAAGGGCGACUUCGUCGGCGCUCUCACCGUGGCCGGCAUGUACGUGCCAAUGGCGCUCUCCCUCGCCGAUAACCUGGCCCAUGUCCCUCCCCUGAACGGCUUAUAUGCCUUCGUCUUCAACCCGCUCAUCUACGCCCUUCUCGGGAGCUGCCCCGCCAUGAUUGUCGGUCCCGAAGCAGCAGGCUCGCUUCUUGUCGGAACUGUGAUCAAAUCUGUGGUCGACCGGGGCGGUAGUGAUGAUGACGCGACGCUGCAGGCCAGGCUUUGUGGCAUCAUAGCCGGAAUGUCUGGUGCCAUGGUCCUCAUUGCUGGUGUUGGUCGUGUAGGGUUUCUGGAUAGCGUGCUUUCGCGCCCGUUCCUGCGAGGUUUCAUCAGCGCCAUCGGUGUCGUCGUGGCCGUGGACCAGCUCAUCCCCGAGCUCGGACUCAAUAAACUGGCGGAUCAAGCCCACAUUGGCCACGCCAGCAGCGUCGACAAGCUCGCCUUUAUCUUUCGAAACUUGGACAAAACCCACACCCUGACUUUUACCGUGGCGGCCACGAGCUUCGUCAUUAUCAUGGUUUGCCGUGAGAUCAAGCGCCGUAUGCAGCCCCGGUACCCGGGCGUAGCUUACAUCCCGGACCGCUUCCUCGUCGUUGUCCUGUCCGCCUUCCUCGCCUAUUGGUAUGAAUGGGACAAGGCUGGUGUCGCCGUGCUCGGCAAAGUCGAGGCGGCCAGCGGGCGUCUGUUUACCUUCCGCUGGCCGCUGCAGCCGGCUAACCUCGGAUACAUGCGUGAGGCCAUGAGCACCUCGUUUCUGAUCGCCCUGCUCGGCUUCUUCGAGUCCUCAGUCGCAGCCAAGAGCCUUGGCGGCGAAGCCUUCGCCGGCAUCCAGUUGAGUCCCAAUCGCGAGCUAGUCGCCCUGGGAACGGCCAACCUCGUCGGCGCUUGCUUCUCGAGCCUACCCUCCUUUGGCGGCUAUGGCAGGAGCAAGGUGAACAAAUCGACGGGAGGCCGAACCCCCAAACCCGUCCUGUCAUCCCUGAUCAGUGUUGUAGCCUGGUCCUUGAUUGAAGAAUGCCCGCACGACAUUUCAUUCUUUCUCAAGAUCCGUGCUUGGCAAGAACUGGGGCUUAUGGCCGCCAUUGUCGUUGCCACCAUCUUCUUUUCCCUUUCUUUCGGCAUGGCCAUUGGUGUCGGCCUUUCCUUGUUGCAGGUCAUCCGCCACGCUACACGCCCGCGCAUCCAAAUUUUGGGCCGCAUCCCCGGCACUAACCGCUUCGAGAACGCCGAGGCAAAUCUUGACCGUCUCGAGUUCAUCGAGGGGUGCCUGAUCGUCAAGAUCCCAGAGCCCCUGACGUUUGCAAACACCGGGGAGAUGAAGACACGGCUGCGGCGGUUGGAGCUGUACGGCUCAAGCAUGGCUCACCCGGCACUGCCGCGGCUGAGGAGGGAGGAUUGGAACCGUAACAUCAUAUUUGACAUACACGGCGUGACAUCGCUCGACGGCAGCGGAACACAGGUGCUCGAGGAGAUUGUGCGGGACUACCGGCAACGGGGUGUCCGCAUCUUUUUCAGCCGAGGACCGGGACAUGAUUCCAAGGUCGGGCAAUUGCUACGGAGCAGCGGCAUCAUUGAGCUUGCGGGCGGUGAACACCACUUUGUGGAUGAUGUCCACGAGGCGUUGAAGCUUACCGAAGCUGAGGAACAGAGCGAGUUUGGGGGCUUAGAUGGCCAUGUUACGGAGUCGCGAUAG